Messenger RNA from Xyrauchen texanus (razorback sucker), 5794 nucleotides. RefSeq names its product sodium- and chloride-dependent GABA transporter 1-like. Gene Ontology annotation, cellular component: cell surface; plasma membrane; axon. Gene Ontology annotation, biological process: sodium ion transmembrane transport; neurotransmitter transport. NCBI's taxonomy places the organism in Eukaryota, Metazoa, Chordata, Actinopteri, Cypriniformes, Catostomidae. The transcript has 15 exons. The record is from RefSeq and is a predicted model, not a curated record. The coding region runs from base 1298 to 3097 and encodes 599 amino acids. Gene Ontology annotation, molecular function: gamma-aminobutyric acid:sodium:chloride symporter activity.
UGGUGGAAAUGUUGUUUUUGGGGAGGGUCGACUUUGAGCUGACAUUGAGAAUGAGAAUCUGUGCUUCAUGUAACAUCUCCGGACGCUCGUGGUAGACGGAGCUGCUCCUCUGUCUCUGACUCUUUCCCACUGUCCUUCAGCACCACAGCAUUGGACAGCACCAGGCAACCAGACCCUCAUUCACCUUUCCCCUCAGGAUAGCUGUUUGCAUCACUUGACUUUAUGGAGACAUUUUGCGCUGGUCUAGACAAGUGAAAUUACAAGUGUUCGUCUUGGAGAGGAACCAACGGACACACCGCCUAAACCGUUCUGGCAGAAAAAAAAAAAAAAAAAAAAAAAAAAAAAAAAAAAAAAAAGAAACAAACCCGGUUCCAGUGUGAGAAGAUCACGGAAUUUGAUUGAUAUAAAAUCCAGAGACGGGAUUUAUUGAUAUUUCAAUGGUUACUUGCGACCCCACCCCCCUACACUUUUAUUUUAUUUUAAUUUUUUAUAAUUUUUAUAGGGAAAAUACACUUGCUUCUAAAUUAUUUAUAAGGUUAAAGCUCAAAAGAAGUGUUUAAAUACACUUCUGCCUAAAAUAUUCGAAUUGAAUUUGUAUGCGCGUAUCAGGCGAAUACUACGCCUACAAAACCUCUACGCACUGUCCGCUGUCACUUGUUUUUAUAUAUUUUAGUCUUCAGUCAGUAUCUUAGUCUAACAGUCGUCUAACACCCAUUUAUACUGCUAGACCGUUCCCGUUGUAAUCAGUGGAGUUUUCUAUAUCGCAAGUUUAAACUGUUUAAUGCGACUUUUUGAGUCCGCGGUUCAGCGCGUCCUCAAGCACUCUCCGUGCGCAAAGUUCUAGACUCCCAGCUUUGUACAUUAUAACCGGAGCUUUCGAGUUUUUUCGCGUCGCUUCUAGUGUAGAUAUAGGCUGUAAUAUAAAUAACAAUUUAACCAGAUUUUUUUAACUGUUGGACAGCAACAAGGCGAAGGAUAUUAUUUGAUCUUCUAAAUGUCACUAAUUUACUUAAAUUCAGUAAUAAGUUAAAAUACGUCUACACUAGUAAAAUAUUAAGAUUCAUGUCGCUGAAGUUUCUGAUUUAUAAAAAUGUUUUUACGCAAUUGAAUAAUUUUAAACUAGCAUACAAAUGGUCUGAAGAAACGCAAUUUAUCCGAUCUUUUUAUGCGCCAGGUGAGUGUCAAGCUUCAUUGGCGUUUUUUACUCUAGUCAUUGGUUAACCGAACCGCGAAGCUGCUCUCUACGUGGACCGGUGCUGAACUCUCCCGUCCGACCGCCAGGCCCAAACCCAGAGACAUGGCCACGAACGGCACAAAAGCCUCCGAUGGACACGUUUUAACAGAGGUGAACGAAUCGCCCACCGCCAAUGACAAACCAAAAACUCUGGUGGUGAAAGUUCAGAAGAAAAAGGAACUUCCUGACAGAGAAACGUGGCAGGGGAAAUUUGACUUUCUUUUGUCUUGUGUUGGCUAUGCGAUUGGACUUGGAAAUGUCUGGAGAUUUCCUUAUCUAUGCGGAAAAAACGGAGGAGGGGCCUUCUUGAUUCCUUACUUUUUGACCCUCAUAUUUGCUGGGGUCCCGUUGUUUCUUCUGGAAACUGCCCUCGGUCAAUAUACAUCCAUUGGUGGUCUUGGCGUGUGGAAACUGGCCCCUAUGUUCAAAGGUGUCGGCCUGGCAGCAGCAGUCCUGUCUUUCUGGCUUAACAUUUACUACAUCGUCAUAAUUGCCUGGGCCAUUUACUAUCUCUAUAACUCAUUCACCACAGAUCUCCCAUGGAAAUCUUGUGACAACCCUUGGAAUACAGAAAAAUGUUUCUCAAACUACAGCAUGGCAAACACCGCCAACAUGACAAGCGCUGUUGUGGAGUUUUGGGAACAUAACAUGCAUCAACUGAGUGAUGGUUUGGAAAAGCCGGGAGAGAUAAGAUUGCCACUAGCAAUAACACUGGCCAUUGCCUGGGUUCUGGUCUAUUUUUGUAUCUGGAAGGGUGUAGGAUGGACUGGAAAGGUAGUAUAUUUCUCUGCCACAUACCCAUACUUUAUGCUAUUUAUUCUUUUCAUCCGUGGAGUGACACUGCCUGGAGCGAAAGAGGGCAUUUUGUUCUAUAUCACGCCGGAGUUCAGCAAGCUGAAAGAAUCAGAGGUGUGGCUUGAUGCAGCCACUCAGAUCUUCUUCUCUUAUGGUCUGGGCCUGGGCUCUCUCAUUGCCCUUGGGAGCUACAACCCUCAUAACAAUAACAUAUACAAAGAUUCUAUCAUCGUCUGCUGCAUCAAUUCCUUCACUAGUAUGUUUGCUGGAUUUGUCAUUUUCUCUAUCGUGGGCUUCAUGGCCCACAUCACAAAGCGGUCCAUAGCUGACGUGGCUGCAUCAGGGCCAGGGCUGGCAUUCUUGGCCUACCCAGAGGCAGUCACCCAGCUGCCAAUCUCACCACUCUGGGCAAUUCUGUUUUUCUCAAUGUUACUUAUGCUUGGCAUUGACAGUCAGUUCUGUACAGUGGAGGGCUUCAUCACUGCUCUCGUGGAUGAGUUCCCUCACUUGCUGCGAGGAAGACGAGAGAUCUUCAUUGCUGUUGUGUGCCUUGUGUCUUAUUUGAUCGGCCUGUCAAACAUCACGCAGGGUGGCCUCUAUGUGUUCAAACUGUUUGACUACUACUCUGCUAGUGGAAUGUGUCUGCUGUUCUUGGUGUUCUUUGAAUGCAUCUCAAUAUCCUGGUUCUAUGGUGUCAAUAAAUUCUAUGGCAACAUUGAGGAGAUGAUUGGAUAUAAGCCGUGUAUUUGGUGGAAGCUGUGCUGGGUUGUAUUCACCCCUUUGAUUGUGGGGGGUGUAUUCCUCUUCAGUGCAUUUCAGAUGGUGCCGCUAACAAUGAAUAAUUAUGUAUUCCCAAAAUGGGGACAAGGUGUAGGAUGGUGCAUGGCCCUGUCCUCCAUGAUUCUUAUACCAGGAUACAUGGGCUACAUGUUCCUCACUCUGAAGGGCUCAUACAAAGAGCGCCUUCGGAUUAUGAUUCAACCCACAACAGUGGUUCGAAGUCAAGAGAACGGGCCCGAACAGCAACCUGAAAACCCCAACCCCGCCAACGACGAGGCCUACAUCUGAAGUCCCCAUCGCCUACCCCAUAUUAUCAAAGGUCAACUUUUAGAGAGAUAAUUAAAAUGUUAUCAUGGUUGAACACAACCAAGGACUUCCAUGUCUGAAAUAUAAUCACCUACCUCCAAGGGAAAACCAACCUGAUAACAUAUUAUUUUUAUUUUUUUGGAACCAUAUACAGUAUAUGAUCCAAAAAAAGUUAUCCAGCAAUGCUCUAGGCUUAAUCUGUAUUUCAUAUGCAAGAUAUCAGUCUUUCAAAAAAAAAAUACCACAGAGUAACCACAGGAUUACUUGUCAAUUAAACGAUAAUUCCAAAUUUGGCAUCCAAUGUAAUUCCAACACCACUGUGUUAAUUUGAUAUUACAUGUAAUUAAUGUAUUAAAAUAUAAAAGUACAACUGUAGAUUAGAAUCAAAUUGUAUUUGAUUGUAUCUAUCUAUCUAGGUGCAUAUCUAUCUAUCUAUCUAUCUAUCUAUCUAUCUAUCUAUCUAUCUAUCUAUCUAUCUAUCUAUCUAUCUAUCUAUCUAUCUAUCUAUCUAUCUAUCUAUCUAUCUAUCCAUCCAUCUAUCCAUCUAUCAUCUGUACGUAUGUAUGUAUACCGAUGAGCCACAACAUUAAAACCACCUACCUAAUAUCGUGUAGGUCCCCCUCAUGCAGCCUAAACAGCGCCAACCUGUAUCUCAGAAUAGCAUUCUGAGAUGCUAUUCUUCUCACCAUGAUUGUACAGAGCGAUUAUCUGACUUACCGUAGACUUUGUCAGUGCGAACCAGUCUGGUCAUUCUCUGUUGACCUCUCUCAUCAACAAGGCAUUUCCAUCCAUAGAACUGUGACUCACUGGAUGUUUUUGUAUCCGUGUAUUUUGUCUGACACCAACAAUAAUCCAUGUGAUUAUCUAAUCAGCCAAUUGUGUGGCAGCAGUGCAGUGCAUAAAAUCAUUCAUAUACAGGUCACGAGCUUCAAUUCAUUUUUGCAUCAGCCAUCAAAAUGGGGAAAAAUGUUGAUCUCAGUGAUUUACACCAUGGCAUGAUUGUUGGUGCCAGAUGGACUGAGUAUUUCUGUAACUGCUGAUCUCCUGGGAUUUUCAUGCAACAACAGUCUCUAGAAUUUACACCAAAUGGGGCCAAAAACAAAACAAAACAAACAAACAAACAAACAAACAAACGAAAAACAUCCAGUGAGCAGCAGUUCUAUGGAUGGAAAUGCUUUGUUGAUGAGAGAGGUCAACCAAGAAUGGCCAGACUGGUUUGACCUCACAAAGUCUACGGUAACUCAGAUAACCACUCUGUACAAUUGGCACUGUUUUGGCAGAAGAAGGGGGACCUACACAAUAUUAGGCAGGUGGUAUAUAUGUGUAUAUGUGAAGGGAGCGAGAAUAUGGAAAUGUGCAACAGGGUGAGAUUGGAUCUUGUGAUCAUUAUCAAGGUUACAAAGCCAGGCUACAAUGACUUUUCAAGACUUUACUGUUUCAGACACCCCUUCUCCCCUUUAGUCAUUGGGAAAACCCUGAAAAGCACAAGACCAGUAUGGAUUUGGGUUUACAGAUUCCCUAAGCAAUGAUGAAUUACCAGUCACAUGGGGCAAAUUGACGUCACAAAAGACUGUUACAAUUUUCUCCUUUAUUUUCUAGAACAAAAAAAGAAAUUUGUAUGUGUUUUUUUUUAAAGAUCAUUUUAGUACAUGUUUUCUGUGUGAGAGUAAGAAGGACCACAUUACUGUGCAUGCUCUAUGACAUGAAAAGUAAUUUUUAGGUCACAGGUACCCCAUGAAACCACUGUUAAUCGUUCUCACCACAUUUGCAUGCCACUCCUCAGGAAAAAUGGCGAAAGUGACCAAAAUGAGCUCUCCUGGAUCAAAAAAGAUUAUAGCUGUGAACAGCCUUCAGCAAAUAAUCAGUUCUGAGCAAAAUCUAUAGUCUGUUGCCAUGGUUUCUAGGGUCAUUUUGUCAGACAUCAUUGACAAACCAGCACUCUGUGUCAAAAAUUUAAUGAACCGAUGUUUCUAAUGAAAAGAUGUCAAGGAAAUUUUCUUUUCUUUUUAAAUACACAGACUAGUUGGGCAAUAAAUAAUUUUAAUUAAAUAAUAUAUGACAGAGAGAGAGAGGCGACUUUCCACUUUUUUAUUUUGGAAUUCUACUGGUGAAAAGCACAAAGCUUUAACUUCACAAGCCACAAAAGUAUCUGAAAAAGAACACUGUUAGUUUGCUUCUAUUGCAUCUACAUGUGAGAGGGAUCUGGAUGAAUUAGUAAAUGUAUUGUCUGCAAGAGGUCUGAUGAAAAUGUGCAAUCAAUAAGCGUUUUCGUUAAAAUGUAUAAAUUUUACAUCAGAUUUCUCUCUGAAACAAUGUUGUAAAACUGUACCUUGUAAAAGUAUCUGUGAAUGUCCAUUUUGAAAUUUUUGUCUUGUUCAAGAACCUUAUAUUAUUUGCUGUUUACUGCAAUAAUGCAUUGAUCUCAGAAACUAAAGCACAUAUCUUUCUGAAAUGUAAAAAAGAGUAGUAAAAUAACAAAUGAAUAACAACAACGGAAGAUUAUAAGAGCAUAGAUAAUAUGUCUAGUCAAACUAAAUAUUGUUUUGUAUAUUUCUAACUGUUUGGGCCUAAUGUAAAAUAUUCGGUGUAAAAAAAUAUAAUAAAUGUAUUGAGAUGAUGUUAUAUAAAAGCAUGACUGCAAUAUGUUAUCAGAUAAAAAUAAAGUAUUAUAGAUUAUAA